CCGGCCUUACCCCCCAUGGGGCUGGUGCUGCCCGAGGAGAAGGGACUCAUUCUCUGCCUGUGGAGAAAGUUGUGUGGACGGUUCUGGAGACAGGAGUCAUGGACGCAGAGCCGAGAUGAGCAGAACCUGCAACAGCAGAAGAGGAUCUGGGAGUCUCCUCUCCUCCUAGCGGCCAAAGAGAAUGAUGUCCAGACGCUCAGCAAGCUGCUCAAGUACGAGACCUGCGAGGUGUAUCAAAGAGGGGCGCUGGGGGAGACGGCCCUGCACGUCGCGGCGCUCUACGACAACCUGGAGGCCGCGCAGGUGCUGAUGGACGCAGCCCCGCAGCUGGUCUUUGAGCCCAUGACCUCUGAGCUGUACGAGGGCCAGACUGCCCUGCACAUAGCCGUGGUGAACCAGAACGUGAACUUGGUGAGAGCCCUGCUGGCGCGCGGGGCCAGCGUCUCCGCCAGAGCCACGGGCUCGGCCUUCCGCCGCAGCCCGCGCAACCUCAUCNNNNCAGGGGAGCACCCCUUGUCCUUCGCUGCCUGCGUGGGCAACGAGGAGAUCGUGCGGCUGCUCAUCGAGCACGGAGCUGACAUCCGGGCCCAGGACGCCCUGGGGAACACGGUGCUGCACCUCCUCAUCCUCCAGCCCAACAAGACCUUCGCCUGCCAGAUGUACAGCCUGCUGCUGUCCUACGACGGGCGCGGUGACCACCUGCAGUCCCUGGAGCUGGUGCCCAACCACCAGGGCCUCACGCCCUUCAAGCUGGCCGGCGUGGAGGGCAACACCGUGAUGUUCCAGCACCUGAUGCAGCGGCGGAAGCACGUGCAGUGGACAUACGGGCCACUGACCUCCACGCUCUACGACCUCACGGAGAUCGACUCCUCCGGGGACGAGCAAUCCCUGCUGGAACUUAUCGUCACCACCAAGAAGCGGGAGGCGCGGCAGAUCCUGGACCAGACGCCGGUGAGGGAGCUGGUGAGCCUCAAGUGGCGGCGGUACGGGCGGCCGUACUUCUGCGUGCUGGGCGUCAUCUACCUGCUGUACAUCGUCUGCUUCACCAUGUGCUGCGUCUACCGCCCGCUGAAGCCCAGGAGCGGCAACCGGACCAGCCCCCGGGACAACACCCUCCUGCAGCAGAAGCUCCUGCAGGAGGCCUACACGACCCCCAAGGACGACAUUCGGCUGGCCGGGGAGCUGGUGACAGUCAUUGGGGCUGUGGUCAUCCUGCUCGUCGAGAUUCCAGACAUCUUCCGGGUGGGGGUCACGCGCUUCUUCGGGCAGACCAUCCUUGGAGGGCCGUUCCACGUCCUCAUCAUCACCUACGCCUUCAUGGUGCUGGCCACGCUGGUGAUGCGGCUCACCAAUGCCAACGGGGAGGUGGUGCCCAUGUCCUUCGCCCUGGUGCUGGGCUGGUGCAACGUCAUGUACUUCGCCCGCGGGUUCCAGAUGCUGGGCCCCUUCACCAUCAUGAUCCAGAAGAUGAUUUUUGGAGACCUGAUGAGAUUCUGCUGGCUGAUGGCCGUGGUCAUCCUGGGCUUUGCCUCUGCCUUCUAUAUCAUCUUCCAGACGGAGGACCCCAACGAGCUGGGCCAUUUCUACGAUUACCCCAUGGCCCUGUUCAGCACCUUCGAGCUGUUCCUCACCAUCAUCGACGGGCCCGCCAACUACGACGUGGACUUGCCCUUCAUGUACAGCAUCACCUACGCGGCCUUCGCCAUCAUCGCCACGCUGCUCAUGCUCAACCUCCUCAUCGCCAUGAUGGGCGACACCCACUGGCGGGUGGCCCACGAGCGGGAUGAGCUCUGGAGGGCCCAGGUCGUGGCCACCACAGUGAUGCUGGAGCGCAAGCUGCCUCGCUGCCUGUGGCCCCGCUCUGGGAUCUGUGGGCGAGAAUACGGGCUGGGGGACCGCUGGUUCCUGCGGGUGGAGGACAGACAGGAUCUCAACCGGCAGCGAAUCCGGCGCUAUGCACAGGCCUUCCACAACCCCGGCUCGGACGACUUGGACAAAGACUCGGAAAAGCAGGUGCCGGGCCGCCUCUUCGGCCCUCACCUGUCCCUUCCCACCCCCUCCGUGUCCCGAAGCACCUCCCGCAGCAGCAUCAACUGGGAGAGGCUUCGUCAGGGCACCCUGCGGAGGGAGCUGCGGGGCUUGAUGAACCGGGCCCUGGAGGACGGGGACGGCUGGGAGUACCAGAUCUGAGGGCGACCACACCACCCCGGACG
This is a messenger RNA of Condylura cristata (star-nosed mole), 2213 nucleotides long. It is a transcript of the gene TRPV6, whose product is annotated as transient receptor potential cation channel, subfamily V, member 6. NCBI's taxonomy places the organism in Eukaryota, Metazoa, Chordata, Mammalia, Eulipotyphla, Talpidae. Gene Ontology annotation, cellular component: membrane. Gene Ontology annotation, molecular function: calcium channel activity; protein binding. Gene Ontology annotation, biological process: calcium ion import across plasma membrane. The coding region runs from base 16 to 2190 and encodes 724 amino acids. The record is from RefSeq and is a predicted model, not a curated record. The transcript has 15 exons.